AUGCAAAUCCCAAAGUCCUUUUUGGGUGCCGUGGGAGGCUCGUUUUUCCUCAUCCAGCUCUUAUUUCUUGGAAAUAUGAGCUACCUAUACGGCAGCGCCUUCAACGACUCACAGCGGAUGAAGGCCUUCAACAUUCUCCUUGUCGACUACGACGACGGCAUCGUUGGACAAUCAGUUAAAGCUGCAUAUUCCCAGCUAGCAAGCCCUGGCUUUCCCACUCUCAUUGAACAUCCAUCGACCGAGUAUCUAGCUACAAACGAUAUCCGUGAAUCUAUCUGCAAGGGUCACUAUUGGGGAGCAAUUUACAUCAAUCCUAACGCCUCUUCAAGAUUGUCCGCCGCACUCGCCUCCCCCGAAGCUGCGCAAACAUACAAAAAUUCCGAGGCAUUGACCUAUGUUUGGAACGGUGCGAAGUAUCCCUCCUACGCCCAAGUUAUCUCUUCCAGUCUCCAGGGUCUGGUUCAGGCAACCAGAGGUGCCUACAAUGCUAUGAAUGGAACAUCAGCAAUUUCAACAGCCAACACAACAGAUAAAAAUAUUGCCCAGGUCUUGUUCGACCCAAUUGGCGCCACAUCAAUCGAUAUCAAGCCAACAAAUCAGGGUACUCGUUUCUACUACAACACUGUGUCGAUGGUGAUGGUCAUUCUACCACAAUUCUUCUUCGUAAUGGCCCUGAACGGUAUUACGGCAGAAUCCAAAAUCCUCCAAACUUUGUCCCUGAGACAGAACAUCUCUCUUCGGUUGGGAUUAUCUGUUUUCUUUGCCUUCAUUGCGUCGCUCUGCAUGAGCGGCUAUAUUUGGGCCUUCCAAGAAGACUGGGGAACCACACCUGGGCAAUUCCCACUGACGUGGAUGGUCCUCUGGCUGGGAAUGCAUGUCAACUUCCUCCUCAUCGAUUCGGUCACGGCAGUGCUCCCGAUGAAGUUUAUGCCGUUUUUCAUCCUGACUUGGAUCAUCAUGAAUGUAUCGAGUACCCUCGGCCCCUUUGAGCUAUCUCCUGGAUUCUACCGCAUCGGAUAUGCUUUGCCUGCAUAUGAGAUCUAUCAAGUCCUCGUCGAUAUCUGGACUCAUGGAUGUAACCCGACUCUGUAUCGGUCACUACCAAUUUUGUUCUCUUGGUGGGUUCUUGGGAUUUUCGGCUUUUUGGCUGCCAUGCGCAGGCGUGUGCUUUCAGUCGUGAUGUCAACCAUUUCUGAGCUCGAGAAAGUCUGA
Penicillium crustosum is the source of this 1212-nucleotide messenger RNA. Its product is annotated as SNG1 family protein. The coding region runs from base 1 to 1212 and encodes 403 amino acids. Lineage: Eukaryota; Fungi; Ascomycota; Eurotiomycetes; Eurotiales; Aspergillaceae. The transcript has a single exon. The record is from RefSeq and is a predicted model, not a curated record. Gene Ontology annotation, cellular component: membrane.